Molecule: messenger RNA, 2013 nt
Organism: Sarcophilus harrisii (Tasmanian devil)
Lineage: Eukaryota; Metazoa; Chordata; Mammalia; Dasyuromorphia; Dasyuridae
Product: zinc transporter ZIP4-like
Exons: 5
Coding region: 137-586 (149 amino acids)
Biological process (GO): zinc ion import across plasma membrane; intracellular zinc ion homeostasis
Cellular component (GO): membrane
Molecular function (GO): zinc ion transmembrane transporter activity
Source: RefSeq, a predicted model, not a curated record
UGAAGGAUGAACUGUCCCACCAGAAACAGCAACAGCAGCCGAAGGCUCCAGGACAGACCUGGUAUCAGAGGAGAACCCAGAAAUUUCUGGUCGGCAUCGCAAAAACCUGAGCCGCGAGCUGCAGCUUCUCCCCUACAUGAUCACCCUUGGAGAUGCCCUUCACAAUUUUGCAGAUGGUUUGACGGUGGGCGCCGCCUUUACUUCCUCGUGGAAAACAGGUCUGGCUACCUCCCUGGCUGUACUGUGCCAUGAGGUGCCCCAUGAACUCGGGGACUUUGGCGCCCUGCUCCACGCAGGGCUGUCAGUGCGUCGUGCCAUGCUGCUGAACGUGGUCUCGAGCUUGACAGCUUUUGCUGGGCUCUACGUGGCUCUGGGCAUCGGGUCCAACGAGGAAAGUGAGAUCUGGAUCCUCGCGGUGGCCAUUGGGCUCUUCCUCUAUGUGGCUCUCUGUGACAUGCUGCCAUCAAUGAUGAACGUGAAGGACAAGAGACCCUGGCUGCUCUUCUUCCUGCACAAUCUGGGGCUCCUAAGUGGCUGGGCCAUCCUGCUGGUGCUAUCCCUGUAUGAGGAGAACAUCACCUUCUGAUCCCUCGCUCACCUCGUUGGCUACCUGACUGACAUCUGACCCUUCACUGUCCACCCUCUACUCUCCAUCUCUGAACUGGGCUCAGCAUAGCGCUCUGGCCUCUGACUUCUGACCCCUCCUGUCAACUUGUGUAAUGCACUAGACACUUCUCUGGGAUGCUCUUUGAUAAUUCCUGAGUUGGGGUGCCCCUAGGUGCCCUCCCCACCCCCAUUACCCUCUGGAUCUUUUGAGAUCCUUUCAUUAGGGCCUGAGAAUUUCUACAAAAUACUUUUAACACAGUCUAAAAUGCAUACAUAACUUCCACCAAAAGGGUGAGGAGGGGCUCGUCUCUCACUAUUCCCCAUCCCCACGGCUUUCUAAUCUCCAGUGAUUUCAUGGUCCUAGAUAUCAGUUUCAUGGAACUCAUUCCCUCGGGCCUCUGGGAGUUCCUGCUGCACCUUUUGUGCUAGACACAGGGGAGCUGGUAGCCCAGAGUGAGUUCCAGAAGAUUUGCAAACCUAUUUUUUUUCCCUUUUUCUCGGCUGCUGCAGUGGGAAGGAGGGGAAGAAAGAAAGGAAAGAGGGACUCCAGUGUGGAAGGGGAGCAGGAUAGGGUUCUGGGAAGAUAUUGGAUGUCUGUACAAAGUGGAGAGCUUUCUGCUUAGCUAGAAAUGGGACAAGAUGUCCUGGCUCUUCCCUUUGACAGUAUAAUUCUCUGAGAUAUUUUGAGACUCGAUUAGAGAAUUUUAUCUAGAAUGGUUGUGGUCUUUGCCAUAUCUCACAGAUAGCAUCCUUCCCUACAGUUGCCCUAAUGUGGAGGGCAAAGCUAGGGAUGUUCUCCCAGUGUGCGGAGAUGAAGUGCCACUGUGAUGGGAAGACUGUAACCCACAUUUCCUAGAUCCUAGUAAAAAAGGGAGUAAAAUUGUGUGUGUGUGUGUGUGUGUGUGUGUGUGUGUGUGUGUGUGAAGGAUGGCUAGAGAAGUAAUUAUAUAAGAGAUUUUCUGAACAUGUCAGAGAUCUGAAGUUAGAUAAAAGGAUUCUAUGGUGAAAUAAUAGUAUAUGGGUUUAUGAAACUUUUCUAUGUCCUGCAUUCCUUUGGCAGUUUGAUGAUGCCAAAGGACCCCUUAGAAUAAUGUUUUAAAAUGUAUAAAAUAAAAUAUAUAAAAUGAUAAAGAAACUCAAUUAUGUUCAAAUAUAGUAGUUUAACUUUUUUUAAAAAAAAUUUGUGAUUGUGAUUAUCUAGCAGGGUUCUAAUUGAACACAAUUUUAAAGUAGUAAUGAGCAUGAAUGAUAUUUGGAGAUAUUGGCAACACCUUUAAUGUGAUGUGAAAAUAUCUGUGAUUUCUGUUUAGUCAUAAGUACUGCUAAUUUCCUCUUGUUCUUUUGCCUACAUUCCCAAAUGUUCCAUACCAGAACUUAGUGAAAAUAAAGAUGUGAUUUUUCUCUUCA